Molecule: messenger RNA, 1146 nt
Organism: Penicillium verhagenii
Lineage: Eukaryota; Fungi; Ascomycota; Eurotiomycetes; Eurotiales; Aspergillaceae
Exons: 2
Coding region: 1-1146 (381 amino acids)
Biological process (GO): nucleotide metabolic process
Molecular function (GO): ATP:ADP adenylyltransferase activity; ATP binding
Source: RefSeq, a predicted model, not a curated record
AUGCAACUCGGUCUCUCGGAAAGUCUGUCGGCGCUGGUCGCCCGCCGCUUCGUGGCCGCCAAAGAAGGCAACCAUCUCGUCUUCUCGCAUACACAUCUAUCAAUUGUCACAGCUGCAGGGAUCCCCUACCAAGUACGCUACUGCCCGGCGCUGGCGAAGAAACCCACAAACCUCAAACCCGAGCCACCCAAAGGCCCCAAACCCGAUCCAUUCGAGAACCCAUCGCCAGAGCUCCUGCUCGCCCAAUUUCCUGCGGAGAAACCCUCGCAUGCCCUCGUGCUCAACAAAUUCCCCGUCAUCCCAAACCACUUCAUCCUGACCACAACAGAAUGGCGAGAACAAACAGACCUGCUGGAAAAAGUCGACCUGGAAGCCACUUACGAAUGUCUACGCUCGUGGGGAACCGACAAUACCAACAUCACCACCAAGCCAAACGGCACCGGCACCGAUAAACCCCGCCUUUUCGCCUUCUUCAACUCCGGCGAAGACAGUGGCGCAAGCCAACCACACCGCCACCUCCAAUUCCUACCCGUCGAAGCAAUGCGCUCAUCCGGCGCAGAAGGCUGGGACCCUCUUAUCGAACUCCUAGCCGCCCAAAACCAAUCCAGACCAGAGUCUACACCGCGAAGAUCCUCAGCUACAUCUACCAGUGUAUCGAAGAGUACAUCCAACGCCACAAUCGCAUCGCCCGCAUUCCAAUACCACGCCCACCUCCCAUUCGCCCACUACGCCCUCCCGCUCCCCGCAAACCCAUCCUCAGAAACCCUGCACGCAAUCUACCUAUCGCUCUACCGCGCCGCAGCACUGGGAACAAUGAAUCGUGAUCCGACGAAGGAGAAGAUCGAGCUCCCAUCGCAUGGUCCCGCGGCUAUUAGCUACAACUUCGCCAUGACGCUGGAUACCAUGAUGAUCGCGCCGAGGAGCUCGGAGACCGCGAAUGUUCCUGUUGAUUUGGAAGCGGCGGCGGACACGGCUGAUCCGGGUGUUGUUUCGUUGAACGGCACGAUUCUGGCUGGUACGCUUAUGGUCAAGGCGGAGGCGGAGUGGGAUGCUCUGCGGUUUAAGCCGGAUAAUUUGAUCCAUGCUUUGCAGGCCGUGGGAUAUAAGAGGGUUGAUUCUCAUCGGUCUGGGGGAUCUUUGCUUUGA